This is a messenger RNA of Stylophora pistillata, 3717 nucleotides long. RefSeq names its product nucleoprotein TPR. Gene Ontology annotation, molecular function: structural constituent of nuclear pore. Gene Ontology annotation, cellular component: nuclear pore. The record is from RefSeq and is a predicted model, not a curated record. NCBI's taxonomy places the organism in Eukaryota, Metazoa, Cnidaria, Anthozoa, Scleractinia, Pocilloporidae. Gene Ontology annotation, biological process: protein import into nucleus; mRNA export from nucleus; regulation of mitotic spindle assembly.
GCUGCCAAAAUGGCGGCCUCCACAGCAGAGGAAAGUGAAGUUGUGACAAGUUUAUCGGUCAUUUUAGGGAUUUCCAAAGAAGUUAUUGCUCAGUUUUCAACUACAAAUGAAGAUGCAGACGCAUUCCUACUCAAAGUCAAGCAGAUGUUCGAUGUGUACUCGUCUAAAGAUGAAAAAAUUCGCUCGGACAUGGCUGCCCUUCGACGGGCACGUGUAGACGCAGAGCAACAGUUCAACCAAAUAGAGAAGCAGCUCAUCUCCUGCAAUGCUAAACUGGAGUCAGAGCAAAAACAGCAUGAACGACUCCAAAAGGAACACGAAGAAACUGUGGCUUCACUUGCAGAAAAGCAGAAAAGACUUCAAGAAGUAGAGGGUAUUAAAGAAGAUGCAUCAACUAAUUAUACGCGUGUGUCACGACUCAAUGAACAACUUGAGUCAGAAAAACUAGAGCUCUUGUCAGUUGUAGAGCGUAAAAACCAGGAGAUUGACAGAUUAAAUGAGGAGUGGAAAAGCAUGUCAGAAAAACUGGCUGAAGCCAAUGGGGUCAAGUGUGCAGCUCAGGCCAAACUUGAUCAAAUUCAAAGUCAGGAAACUUCUUUUAAGUUCCGAGAAAAGAGAAUUGAACAAGAAAGGGAGCUUAUUGAGCGACAGAAUAAAUGGCUGAAUGAAGAACUCAAAAACAAAACUGAUGAACUAGUACAAACUCGGAAAGAAAAGUCAUCCCAAGUAUUGGAACUUCAAUCACAGUUGGAUGAGAAAACUGAAGAGCUUUCUCAUCUUAAAGCAUCAUCAGAGACCUUAAAAGAACAGAGUAAUGCAAUGAACAGCAAAGUCCUAAGCUACAUGCAGCAGCUACAAGCGGCUCGUGAGCAGUUGAUUAAGAUGGAAGACAACUUCAAAACAGAACUAGCUUCGCAGUCAAAGCUGGCAGUACUUUAUAAGGUCGACUUGAACUUGAUAGCAGAUCAAAGGAACAAGAGAAUUCCCAUUUGGAGAAAGUUAAAGAACUUGAGGAAAGGAUCAGUAAACUAGACAAGGAACUUGAAAAUGCCAAUGAUUUAUUAGCAGCUGCUAGACAAAGAGGUACAGCACCUCUUACUCCAGCUGAGUUAAGCACACUUUCUCCAACUGCUGCAGCAACAAGUUCAUUCAUGAAGACUGGAAUGACCCUUACUCAGAUUUACAGUCAAUACGUCGAAGUCUCUGAUGCUUUGCAGCAAGAAAAAGAUGAGAAUAUCAGACUGAAACAGUACCUGGAUCAGAUACUUAAGGAAAUUGAAGAGAAGGCACCAGUGCUUCAACAACAGAGAAGAGACUAUGAGCAAGCAUUGCACAGUGUGGAUCAGCUGUCAAGGAGACUGGACUCAGCUCUUGUGGAAAAUGAAGAGUGUAAAGUUAUUGCUGAUGAGGCUACCAAAAAGAGUGAACAUCUGAAAAGAGAGAAUGAUAGAUUGAGGAAUCUUUCUGCUGACCUAAGUCAACAGGUACAGGUCUUAUUAAAAGAAUGUGAGGAGGCAAGAGGAGGUGUGGUCAGCUCUGAGUUGAAUUUGCACCCCAUGUCAAGUGCUGAGGUCACCAGUUCAUCGCAAGUCAUCUCUGAACACCUUGUUACUUUCAGGAGUAUAGAGGAACUUCAACAGCAAAACCAGAAACUUCUGGGAGUCAUCAGGGAAUUAAGUGAGGAGAAAGAAAAGAGAGAAGGAGAAGACAUUAUGAAGGGGUUACAGAAUCAGUUGGACAUGUCACUGAAGGAAGUUGAAGUUCUCAAGGAAUCAAGAGAGAGGCAAAUGAAUAUGGUUGAGGCUGUGAUCAGGCAACGGGACAUGUACCGUGUUUUGUUAGCCAAUAGUGGACAAACUCCAAUCCCAACAGGAGACCUCGACCCAUCUGUUUUGGCAUCUUCUCCAUUACUCAAGACCCCGGAUAAGUCAAGUGCCGAACUAGAGGAAACUAAAGUGGCUCUAAAAGAACUACAGAGACAUUUUGAAACCUACAAAACUGGGAGAGUACAGGCUGAGGAAAAAUUGAAUGAAAGGCUAGAUAAAUUACAAGCUGAAAAUCUUGAGUUAAAUGGAAGCAAUGCCAGAUUGAAGUCUCAGCUGGAGUUUGCCGAAGAACGUUAUGGAAUGUUGAAGUCAAACUCUGAGGCUUUCAAGAAAGAAGCAUCCGCUGCCUCUGAGAAGUCUCAAAGCUUGCAGAUGGCACUUGGCAAGUUGCAAGCUAAUCUUGACAGUCUAUCACAGGAACUAACAAACACCAAAGAAAAAUUUAAUAAACUUGAGGUAACUUGCGAAAACAUGAAAGGAGAGAAAGCCAUGAUGAAGGAGUCAGAGGUUCGCCUAAUGCAGGAAAACAAAAGCUUGUUGGAACAUCAGAAAUCACAAAAUGUUCUGGUGACAAAUCUACAGACUCUACAGAAUAACUUAGAGAGAUCUGAGUUUGAGGCAAGAACAAGACUUGGUUCUCAAGUUGAGACCUUACAGCGUGAAGUGAAUCUUCUGAAGAGGAAGCUGGAAUCUGAAGACAAGCAUCACAAGAGUGUCAUCGAUACUUGGCAGAACCGUGUUCAAGAACUACAGUCACAACUGAAUGCAGAGAUGAAAACUCACCAGCAGGCAAGGGAACAGCUGCUAACUUCAACCCGGGAUAUUGAUUCAGUGCAGCUCAGAUGUACUGAAGCUGAAGCCCAACUGCAAGCUGCUGAGAGACGAAUAGCUGACAUUUUAGGAAAAGAUACAAGUUCUCUCCAGGAGGCUGACGAAGAGAGGAUAAGAAAAGAGGUUGAAGAACAGUACACCAUCAAGGUUCAGGAAUUUGAGUUGAAAUUAACCACUGCAGAGGUAAAAAUGAAAGGCCUUGAGGAACAGUUGGAGCAAGCCAAGCAACAUGUUGAACAGUUUAGAUCCAUGUCAGAAGCCAAUGAAUCUGCUCUUGGUGAUUUGAACAAGGCAAGUGAUGAAUUUAAACGAUCCACAGAGGGUAAACUCAAGACAGCAGAGCAAGAUAUUGCCCAGUACAAAUCUCAGAUUGCCACUCUUCAAGCCCUGAACCAAGAUCUUAAUGCAACAAGAGCCAAAUUAACCAGAGAAGCUGAGUCACAAACUAAGAGUUUACGUGACAUGUUGAGUAAGGUAAGGGGGGAGCUGGAUGAGGCUUUAAAGAAGGCCCAGACAUCUACUGCAGCUGAGAUGACAGCAAAAGAGGAACUGAAGGAACAAGCUUUGUUGGCUACAGAGGCUCAAGAUAAGUAUGAGAGGGAACUUGUCCUCCACGCUAAUGACGUUCAAGCUUUGUCCACAGCUAAAGAACAGCUCCAAGAACAAAGCAGUAAGUUUAAAGAAAUAGAGGACCGUGCCCUGGCAGCAGAACAGAAACUGCAGGAAUAUGCAAAGUCUUGGGAAGAUCAGAAAAAGGCAAGAGCUUCAGAAGCUAAAAAACUAGAGGCUCGCUGUGCUGACCUUGUGAAUCAAAACUCCAUGCUUCAUGGCCAGCUAGAAAAGCUCAGUUCACAACUUGCUGGUAGUAAACAAAUGGAAGUGAACAUCCCUGUGACAGCCCCAGAAGGCAUUGCAGCAGAGGGAGAUGAAGAGGCUAACAAGAGUAUUGAAGAACUCUGGGAAAUCAUCAGAUUUGUUCGUCGGGAAAAGGAGAUCUCUGAGACAAAGUGUGAACUAUCACAGUCAGAAAGCAUUCGCUAACAGCAACGCUGUGAAUACC